Cladophialophora yegresii CBS 114405 is the source of this 1119-nucleotide messenger RNA. RefSeq lists its product as uncharacterized. Gene Ontology annotation, molecular function: hydrolase activity. The transcript has a single exon. The record is from RefSeq and is a predicted model, not a curated record. Lineage: Eukaryota; Fungi; Ascomycota; Eurotiomycetes; Chaetothyriales; Herpotrichiellaceae. The coding region runs from base 1 to 1119 and encodes 372 amino acids.
AUGGCGACCACCACUCCAUCCACCGCCGUUGGCAACGCAGAAGCAUCAGGCCUACAACAACCAGAACCGCAACAACCGGAGAACCACCAACACCAGGAUGGCAGAGCACCCACCACCACCACCACCACGACGCGUGGUCCAACGCCGCUUCUCACGCGACUCCGCUUCCUCCUGCGCAUCUACACCAUGAAACUCGCCGUCUCGCUCUUCCUGCGGCUGAUGCGCAUCGCUGCUAUCAUCACCCGCCGCUCCAGCUCCAGCACCCUGCCGACCUACACGAAACGAUACGCCAUCCGCCCGCAGCUCAGCAACCGCAUCUUCAUCCCCCGGUCCCACGUGCCCGGCACGACGCACCCGCUCCUUAUCAUGAUCCACGGAGGGGGCUUCGCGCUGUGCGACCCCAGCCUGGACGACUUCUUCAACCGCGCCAUGGCCGACCAGCACGACUUCGUCGUCGUGAGCGUGAAUUACCGGAAAUCGCCUUCCCACGCGUUCCCCGUCCCCGUGCACGAUUGCGCGGAGAUCACGCGCGCGGUCCUCGCCGACACGGACCUUCCCGUCGACUUGACGGCAUGCCCCGUAUCCCUAGGCGGGUUCUCCGCUGGUGGCAAUCUCGCGCUGGCGAUCGCGCAACUGCCCGGCAUUAGGGAGCGCGUGGAGAGCGUCGUCCCCGUGUACCCUGUCGUCGACUUCACAGGGCGUCACAAGGGACCGUACCGCCCCACGCCGGACGGGAAGGAAGACCGGCUGAAGGAGAUGGGCCCGGUGUUCAGCUGGGCGUAUAUUCCUGUGGGUCAGGACUUGGCGGAUCCGUUGCUCUCGCCCAUUUGCGUCCGAAGCCGGGAGGCCCUGCCGCGGAGGAUCUUCUUCGUGGGCGCCGAGUAUGAUUACUUGUGUCAUGAGGCGGAGAUCAUGGCGAGGAGGCUUGCUUACGGAGAAGAGGAUAAGACCGGUGAAGUAGGCGAUGAGUGGGAGAACGAUGGGAUUAAGUGGAGGAAGGUCAAGGGCGUGGUCCAUGGGUGGACGCACAUGCCUGAGAAAGGGGACAAGGAGGUGUCGAGGCAGAAUGAGUUGAAAACGCUGUAUAGGGAGAUUGCGCAGUGGUUAAGGGAGGAGUGA